GCAAAAGAAAGACAGCAAGAGGAGAGGCACGGAAGGAUGGAGGAGAGAGAGGAAGAUGGAGAGAGAGGGAGCAAGCGUCAGCACUCCAUGUGUUAAAAGGGCAGAUGGUAACGGCGGGGUAACUGAGGAGCAAACCACUCUGCCGGCCACAGAGCCAGAGAGCAGCGGAGGGAGGGAGGAGCGCGAGCGCAUGCAGAGCAGAGGAGCAUCUGAGAGGAAGCUGCACGCGCUGCUCUGACAGGAAGGACAGGACUGAAAGUAGCCCUACUCGAUACUUAGACAAAGAGCGAGGAGAAACACCAGGGAACUGAGGAAGAGGAGGAGAUAGUUAGAGCAACUGCGAGACUGAUCAAUUUCACCAAGAAAUUUAGACUCAGCGGAAAAGACACUGAGAGGGAGAGGGUAGUCAGCGACGGGGAAGGAUUGAUGAAUAAGAGAUGGGUGAAAAGACUUAAAGAGAAAUAUUUAACUGGAGACAGGGACAUCUAGUAAAUCCAGAAAAGACGGAGAAAGCAUCUCAGAAAAGCCGAGGAGGAACAGAGGGUGAAAUAUUUACGAGGACCCGGGCUCUGAAAGGAGGGGAGCCGGAGCUGGGGAGGAACUUCCAAAAAACUUGGAGAAGAGAGGGAAUAAAUCAGUGCAAGCAGAGAGGAAAACCGAGCUGCUCCUCCUCUUUUCCGUCUACUUCCUAAUAAAAGCCAACGAGCUGGAGAAGCACAGCAGAAGGAGGAGAAGGAAGUUUCAAGACUUGAAAAAAAGAGCUGGAUAGAUAUUUAACCUCAUGAAAGUCGACUUUACCCAAUGGCGUGCUACUACAUUGUGAUCAGUUCCACCCACCUGCGUGACGGACAGCUGAGGAGCAUCAAGGGGGUUUUCAGGGGACCAAUAGGAGCCAGCGGCCAGAGGAACACGGAUGAAGGAGACUCCAAGUUUUACUGUGAGCUCUGCAACAAGCAGUACGUGAGACAGCAGCAGUACGAGAACCACAUUAACUCCUACGACCACCAUCACAAGCAGCGCCUGAAGGAGCUGAAGCAGAGGGAGUUUUACAGAGCGCUGGCCUGCAGGAGGCAGAGGAGGCGCAGGGAGGAGAAACGAGAGGAGAGAGCGCUGAGGAGAGUUCAUCAGCGUGACGCGAGGCGGACCGGAGACUGCGCUCCGGGUUCUGGUCCGAUGUUCCGGUCCACCACAGUGGCAAUCGACCCAGUGAAUCAACCCCAACCAAAUGUUGAGCGGAACUGGGAAGCUUUCAAUCCGAGCGACGCCGAACGGCCAACAAAACCACAGACCCAGCUGAUCCAACCCUUCCUCCCCCUCGAUCCCACACUCGAGUCCAGACUCCUGAGCAACACUGAUUGGGCAUAUGGCCAAACGGAUGCAAACAACUCUGCAGCUGCUGCUGACGAACCCUGCAUCCUCAAAAAGACCCAUCUGGACUGCGGCUGCCUCAGAGCCAACCACAUGAUAAGCCCUGAUGACACAAACUGUACCGUUUCAAAGCAUUUCUACAAGCAUUUGACGCCUCGUUGUUACACGAGUAACGCCAUGACUCCUAUAGAUGCCCCAACAGCUACCACUAGCACAAAAUCCUGCGAGCACCCUGACUUGAACCCAAAUGAUAACAGAAACAAGGUGAUAAGUACGGCUCACGCUCUGUCGGCCCCCAGCAGGCUUCGCCCCGUGUCCUUCUCCCUACCAAAGCGGACCUGCGUCCUCCUGCACCAAUCAGCUGCGGUCUUCAUCCAAGCCGGACAGGGUUCGGGGUUGCCAGGGAAACAAGUAGGUGUGGCAAAUCAGGAAAGGACAAAAAACCUUGGGGAGAAAGUUGCUGAUCAGGGGCCAAAGUCUCCGGUGUGUUCGGAUGUGGAUCCCUGGGACACUGGAAACCAGUGCAGUGCGGACAGGAAGAUUGAAUUCCGGCCUGCUGAGUCUGCUGACAAAGGACUCUUGGGACCGCCUGGGAAUAAAGCCCAGGUUUCCUCAUGCAAUCGCAAUGUGAUUGGAGAAGAGAACUUGACAAUUAGUGGGAGUGGAGCCCAGAUCUCUUUAUGUAAGGACAAUGGGACAGAAGCCCAACGUGGGAUUGAAGCUCAUCUUUAUUUAAACAGUGACACAACAGAACAGAUUUCUGACAGCAUCAGCACAUAUUCAGCACAGAGAGAAAAUGAGGCCCACCUUCAAGAGACAACACAUCAAGAAGACGAAGAUCUGCUUUCUUCUGCCACAAAUCAUCCCGAGAAGUCUGAUUCUUGUGUCAAAAAGAGUCCAAAAGAAUCAAGCCUCCCCUCAUUAACCUGUUGUAAUACAUCAAUGCCUGUACCUCCAGAUCGUCCCAAAGAGCCUUUCUGUCAGGUUCUUAGCCGUGACAGAGGCAUGGUUCUUCUCUGGCCCACAGAGAUGGUAAACUACACCAAGACAUCGCCCUCCAUAUCCUACAGCGUCAACCCUCUACUGUACGACUUCAGAGCCCAUCACAAGGCCAAAAAAGGGGGUACAGAAAAGAAAGGAGGACUAGAGGAAGGGAGGGAGAGAAUAAAGCCAUCUGUGAUCAAACAACCCGACUGCCAAGAGAGGCAUAAAGAUACAGAGGGAGGAAAGGAGGAGAAGAUAGAUGAAAGGAGAGAAGAGGCAGAGGGAGGACAGGCGGGAAAUCCUGUGGAAGUUGUUGACCAUUGUGAUGGUGGCGAUGCAAUCCAGGGCCGCUCCAGUUGCCGUGAUGAAACUGCUUUAAAAUUUGUUCCCCUCUCUGCAGAAUGCCACCAUGCGCCAGGCCUUCAAAAAGCAGCAAGGAGAAGGAGAAGGAGGAGGACAGGGAUGGGGAGGGGGAAGGGGAGAAAGAAAAGAAGAGGAAAGGCAGAUAAAAAAGACUCGGAAAAGGGAAGGAUAAUGAGUCCCUUCUUUGCAAGUCAGAUGUUUGAAGGGAGAGGGGAAGAGAAGCUGAAAAGAGAGGGCAACAUAAAAGACGAGAGGAGAGAUAAAGAGCUAUUAAGUAAUCUCGCUGCAAAUCGGCUGGUAGGAGGGAGAGAAAAGAAGACGAGGGAAGAGGAGCAAAGGAUGAGAAGGGAUCAGAUGAUUCGAGAGAGGGCAGGUAGAAAUGACGAGAAGAGGGGAGAGCUAUUAAGUAAUCUUCCCAUGAAUCGGUGUAAUCGGUGUAACCAGCUGUGUGUGCAGGUGAAGCGGGAGGCCAGCCAGCAUCAAUCCCACCAAUCAGUCUCCGGAUGGGGCCCAGGGCUCAGAAAGCUCCUCUGCAGGGGUGCAGCAUGCUGCUCUGUGAUUAGCCACGUCCCCAAGUCUGUUAUGGAGACACCAAGCUGUCCCGCAAUUACACCCGGCCCUGCCGAGGAUGACAAAGGGACGGGAGUGAUCCACAAAGACUCGCAGGCGGGGAAGAAGGAGGGCGAGCAGGAGCAAAGGAAUCCGAGGAGCGGCAAGAUAAGAGGUGCCGAGGAAAACACGUGUAAGCUAGUGAUUAGUGGUGUUACUUUCCCCCGUCGAGACGCUGCAUGCGAAGAGGAAAUGUGUCUCGUUCCUAGACCUCACGGAGAAACGGCGGGAAAUCCGACGAUUAGCCCCAUGCUCGCUUCCUCCAGAGACGCAGCAUGUGGUCAAACACAAACAAUACCUGCAGGACAAAGCUGCACCACGACCGUUGAGAGCCUUUGCUGUUUGGAAGGAGAGUUGAGAAUCGCAUCGGCCUGCGGGGAAGUGGCUCCACCUCCCGCUCAUUUGCUUGCAGGAUUGUCCAGAAAGAGGAAGGGAGAAUCACCGGAGCCAGCGGCACCCAAGAAGAAACGAAGACGAGGUAGGAGGCAAUUGAGGAGAUUCAUGAAUGUUCUACUCAAGAGGCAAGAAAGAAAUCAGGCCAGCUUGACCUCUGACCUCAGUGACAAAGGGGACUGUUGUUGUCAACUCAUUUCUACAGACUGCAACCCAAUCUGUAGGACCCAACAGCCCCUGAACCACAACGUCAACACUGACAAGGAACCACAUAGCUGUGGUUCUGACGAUCAAGACAAGCCCUGCUGUUGUGAUGAGAGUCACAGAACUGCUAACGACCGCAGUCAGUUUGACUGUGAUCGCUCUGAAGGCUUGACACAACUCAGCGACCGUCACACCUGUAACACCUCAAUGCCGCACCAACAGGGAGCUGAGCAGUCCAUCAAGGAUGAUGGACUUAAUUCUGCCUUCUGCUGUGAUCACGAUGCAACUUUUAUCAGAGGACGUCAUGUACGUUCGGUUGACCGGAAUCCUGAUUGUACUUUGAACAAAACGGAACCAUUAGGGUGUGCACAGUUAACAGGUACCCUCAGAUGUAGCACCAACGAACUUUGUCAGUGUGAAGACAAGCACACCAAAACAGAGUAUCAAAGCAUAACCGAUGACGCUUUUCGUCGCAAUCGUGACUCUGUCGAUAAAAUUGUCAGGAGCGGUCAGAGCAAGGAGGGUGAAACCGAAGCACAGGGUCACGACAGCGCCCCCCUCUCUGGUCCAGACGGUGGUUAUAGGAGCAGCCGGGCUGUUCAUCAGACUGAAACUGACAGUAGUCAGUGCCAUGGUUUCAACAGUAAUCCUGAUUGUAAUCCCAGCAGCAAUACUGCUAAUAACAUAAGCACCAGAAACAAAGCAGAACAUGUACACACCGGGGAGAGGCAGAGGAAGGAGGAGGAGGAGAAGCGGCUGGAGAGACAGAGGGAGGAGUGGGAGAAGGAGUGGGUGCGGAGGAAGGAGAAGGAGGAACGGGAGAGGAGGAAAGGGAUAGAGUUGGAGCAUCUGUUUUCAGAGAAGAGGCAGUGCUUUCCUCCUCACCUUCCCCCACGCUGCAUCCCCCUCCAUGCUCCGCUCCUCUUCCAGCCGUCCCUCUCAUCUUCCUCUUCCUUCUCCUUCCACACCUUCAUCCAGCACAACCUCUCUCUUCUGCCACCUCCAUCACACCUCCCGCUCUCCUCAUACCCACACCUUCUACCCCCCUUCUCCCCUCACCUCUCUUCUCUUGCCCCUGCUCCUCCGCCACCACCACCUCCUCCACCGCCACCCCCUCCACUUCUUCCUCCUUCAUUCUACACUUCCUCCCCCAUCCCGCUGCUGGACGCUCCCAGUCCGUACCCCUUGGCGGCUUUUCAUCCAGUUCAGAGUCACCACCCAUCCCUGUACCCUCCUCCUCAUCCGGCAGUCCUGCCCUUACAGGUGUUACUGUAGGCUGCCAUUCCCCAAGACAAGUCCCACAUCAUUGCCUAAAUAUCACAUCCAAGGUGGAAUACGAGUCAUUUUAAGGAGAGCGUAAUCAGAAAACAAAGUCCAUCUGUCUUCAUGUAGAGCCUCUUGGAGUCCUUACACUUCCAAUACUGAUUCAUGUCUCUGGAACAAAAAAAUAAAUAAAUAAAUUUAAAAAAAAAAUAUAUAUAUAUAUAUAUAUAUAAAUAAAGAUGGCUAAUUAUUCUCAUCAGCCGCUAUCCCGCUCUAAAUGAGCGUCAGGUGUGCAGCCUGUGGGAUCGUGGUGGGAAUACGCAUCUGGGCUCAUUUCCCUCGACAGAAAUCAGUCGACGUCUUCCGUUUAGCAUUUUAAACCAAUCAUUUACUUUUAGGAUGAAUUUCGGCAUCACUAAAAAGAGAGAAGAAAAUUCAGCCUCACUUUUCUUUUAGAUAUCUUCACUCUGUGAUCAUAAACACGCGCUGUUUGGUUUACAUUUCUCCCCGAGGAUUCAGAUCAUUUCUGUCGACGCCACACAGCCGUGUCAGAGGAAAGUCAGAUCUUCAAAUACAAUUGUAAAAGUAUUUAUAUCCCUUGAACUUAGUCACCUUUCUCACUUUUGUGUCUUAUUAUAAACAUGAACUGUCUUUUAUUGGGAUUAGAGAAACAUAAAAUAAGUGAAAAGGAGACAGAAAUCUAAAUUCUUUACAAAGACAGAUCUGAUAUUUGCAUUUCUAUUCAGCUUCCUCCUGAGUUAAUACUUUCCUCUCCCUGCUGAAGAAAAGCAUCGCCCACACAGCGAUGCUAGUGUUUAAGAGGACAUGCUUUUCUGCUGAGUUUUUAAUCAACAGUGACUUUCUUCCAUUGAAACAUAAUUUUUUAUGAAUGAUGGAUUGAGCAGUUCACUAAUGUUUUCUGAAAAACAUACCAGAUAUCAGGUGACUUUGAUGGGAAUCAGUAGCAUUAGCUUUUAUCAGAGUAAAAAUAGUAGGAAGAUGAUGAUGCAGCAUGUUUUUAAUGACUUGCUUGUGAACAAACUUAUUCACGUGUGACUUUAAUUGUGUUUCUCAUUAAUUGGAAACACGGCAUUUGUGAAAUUGUGUUUUUUUUAUUUUUUUUAACAUUAGCAAAAUAUUGACAAAGUUUUGCAUGAUGCUAGCCGUGUGACUAGCAGCAGCUAGCACGACAUGUAAAUACAAAAUGGAGACGUUUGUGGUUGUAAGGUCACCAAACAUAAAAGAGCAUUUUUUAAUAUAUUUAUAACAAGUAAAGUAUUUGUAAAGCUCCAGUCUUUUAUUUUUUGACUUUAACACAUUUCUGUUGAGUAGAUACAUGAUUUAUCAACAUUGACAUCAGCAUUGGCCACUUAUAUCGGUAUCAGUUUGAUAAAUAAUACUGGGCCGAUAUCAACAACCAAUGUUUAUUUCCAUCGUGUUUCUGGAGGGGGAAGAGGUUGGUCAUGUGGCAGUGAUAUUCAUUUGAUGCCAGUCAGUAGUGUGGUCGUUUUUUCAAGAUGCCCAAAAGAUGAUAAAAUUUAUAUAUAAUACAGAUAAAUAUCGGUUAGAACAGCAGUACAAAUAUUGAUAUUGGCCCAAAUUUUCAUAUUGGUUAAUCCCUAAUUUUAAUUCAGAUUCUUAAGACUGAAAACUACAAAUCUGGAGGAAAAAAAAGGCCUGAGCUUUGCAUGAAAAUUAUUUGGCUUGAUAAUAUUACCAGCCCUUCCAUAACAUACCGCUAUCUUUUAUUGACACAUCUAUGCUCAAAUUGCAUCAGGGGUGGUUUUUGUGCCAAAGUCAGAUGAAGAAGAAAAUGCAUUUGAUAUUAGAGAUGAUAUCUCUGCUUCUCCUGCAAGAGUUUUUUAAAAUUGACCACUCUGCCAGGCUGUGCUGAAUAUGUUAAAUCAGUGAAGAGCUGUACAGUUAGAAUAGUAAUAGGCAGAUGAAAUGUGAAUCCUAGCCACUAAGAAGUGAAGCAGGAAAUGGAAGGGCAAUUAUUCCGAGUUCUUUAUGAGAACUUACAGAAAGCAUGAAAGGCAAAAGGUUUUCUGCUCCUCUGUAGGGGACAAAGGAACCAAUACAAAUAUGAGCAACACACUCUUGGGCUUCGUUUACAAAGUAAUACAGUGGCUAGAAGCAGUAUUUCUACACUAUAACUUGUUCUCACAUUAAACCUCAAAGUAUUUUUUCUGAAAUAUGUAAUAGGCCAACACGAAGCGGAUAAUUGUGACAUUUUUACAAAUAAUGUGAGUAUUCUCUUUGGAAGUCACCCAUUGUAGUGUCCAACUGUUUGUAAUGGAAUCUCUCUAUAAACCACAGCUGCUCUGUUAAGUUACUACAAUGUGACAAAAUGUGAAAAGGUUCAAGGGUUAUGAAUAUCUAAAACAUUCUCUAGAUUUGACCAGAACUAAGUAGUGACCUGCCUGCAGUUUGAGAUGCAGAUGGAUUCGAGCUAGUGGUGAAUUUUGCAGGAGUUUUAAGUGGGAUGUCAGAGACUAAAGACGGGAACCAGUGAAAAGAUGAGAAGGAAAGGAGACAGUGUUCAGAAACAAAGCACAUAAUUAGAGGUCUUUAUUGUAACAUUCAUGAAACAUUAUGUUUACAGCAGAUCUCAACACACUAAAAAGGAUUGAAGUUACAAUUAAAGCAAGUCAUUACAUUUCUAUAGAUUUUGCAUACACAAUAAAGCUGAGGCCGCUGAGGCCUUUUAUUAGAUUACAGUCCUUUCCUCAGAAAACAAGUACAGAAAAGCAAGAGAUUUACUAGUAAAUGAAUGUCCAUUGAUCAUUCUGAUUAUAAAGGCAUGACCACAAGUGCUAACAGUGAGUCAUUGGUUUAUUUCUUGACUUAAUCAUUAUUUCUUAGAAAUAUUGUGACUAAAUGAAAAAGAUUUAGUCUUUUUUCUUGAAAUACAUGCAACUAGUGUGAAGAGUUAGUACUUGCCUUGUUCACUGAAAUGCUAGUUGUAAACGUCUGGAGCAAAUCCAGUUUGAUGACGACCCAUUCUUCCAUCACCAACAGCUGAUUUCAGUUUAUCGGCAUCGGUUCCUAAAUACAGGAGAUUAAAUCGAAGAACAAUUCAAAUUUCCACCACAAAAAUCGAAGCUCCAAAGUUUGUACAACACAUCUGUGACACUCAAAACUUUUUAUGUCAACUGUCGGUGGCAACACAACCCUUUCACCUUGAUUUUACUGAACCUUUUCCAAGUUGACCUAUUGCUUCAAACAUCAAAACGGCUGACAAACAGAUUUAGCUGGCGGCUGGAAACAGCGUGAACUCCGUCUCUGUUGUUGUUGGAAAGCCUCUGAUGUUACAGGCUUUUUUUCGGCCAUGUAUUUGCUGCUGUUACUUCCGUGUCAAAGCCUCGGGCAGAAACUGUGGAGUAUGCACUGACCACCCACCCACCCAACUCUGAGUCCAAUUGAACAUAUCCAAGAGUAAUUCAUCUUUCAGCCACAUUAUCCAGGUCUGUUAGAGGCACAAGCAUAAAAGACUUUCUCUGCAGGGCAACACACUAUCAUUCUUCGCUAAUAUUGAAUAAGAUCAGAUAGAGAGGGGCUACUUUGGCAUUUCAUUUUAGAAAUAUGCUGCUUUCUCUUUGAAUAUCAAAUGCAAGGUGUUAUUAUAAAUUGAAAUAGCAAUGUAACUGGAAUUAGCAGUAAUGAUCUAGUCCAGCGCUGCUGAAUAAAACUGCAACCUCUGUAAUGUAAACGUCGUCCCAAAUGCAAGAGUUGGGAGGUUUAAGCAGACUUAGAGAAAGUUUUUAUGGAUACAGUCUACGUACAUCAAACUAAAAACGUUCUUACUGAUGGGCAGUUGGUUAGUUGAUCCAUCAUACAUUGGGAUCAGACUCAGAUUAUGUCUUCAGCCUCAUUCUCCCCAAGUUAGUUGCGAUGCAAAUAAAAAUAUAAAAUUCACACCAGCUCACAACUUUUAAAAUAUAAAAAAUGUGACAUUGUUCAAAGGCCCAUUUCUUUCAGUCACUGAAUGAGGAGCAAUCAAUGUGUGUGAAAACACAUCAUGUCUACGGUGAAGUAUGGUAGAGAACGUAUGAUGUUAUGGGCCUGGUUCUCUACCAAAUGCUCUGGGAACUUUUAAAAUGUCACAAAAAAUAAUAUAAAGGGGUUUUUAUAGGGGUUUAAUUUGACUAGUUUGGAGCAAAUCAUCCUGGCUACGCAAACCGUCAUUUGGUAAGAUGAUGACGUUCCGCAUGGCUGUAAUAAACAGGAAGUAGAGGUUGCAAACUAGCAUGGACCACACAGCUCAGGAACAUGGAGAGAAUCCCCAACCAGCUGGAGGUUUGUAAAGUUGUAUGGCUGUGGGAAGGUAGAGGCCUAUCAGUGGAUGGGAAUGUUGACUUAUUUUGCAAAUGUGUUUCCAUCUCCCGUUAGAGCAUUAAGUCUUUUUCGAAGAGCAAAAAUCACGCCUUAAGUUUAGAAUUUUGCUGAUUCCAAAAACCUUUUCUGAUGCAGAACUUAAAAACGAUGGAAACAUGGCCAGACUGGCCUUACAAACUCUUACACGUGCCAAUAAAAAUGUGGCAGUAGCCGAAAAUGGGUCAUCACUGGGUCUAAUGACCUUUGACCCAUUGGGCAAAACAAUAAGAAAAAUCCUAUUGGCAAAAGUAACAUGGGUUUUAUUUUCCACAUUGAAUAAAAGUACUUAAAUUAAUGUACAUUUAUUCAAUGUACAUUAAUUUUUUCUACAUUUUUCAUAUGAGAGGAUCAGGGAUGCCAAUAAAUCUGGCUGGCGCUUUUAUUUCUCAUUAAAAUUACAAACUGCUUUACAGUGAAAUACAAUGAGGGUUGGGAAAAACUAUAAUAAAAAAAAAUCUGAAAAAUUGCUGAAGGCUUUUCCCUUGAGUUGCUGUUUAAACAAACCAACACAGUCAAUACGAGAUAAAAACCUGAGAAGCUCCUUCCACGGAUGGGAUGCAACAGCUUGAAAGAAACAAUCCCCGCAGGAUUUAAAUCAGUUGUGAGAAGCUAUUAAUGAUCUCUGGUUGGUGGACCUCAAGGUCAGAGCUUAAUUGUAAUGCGUCAACGGGUCAGAAAUAAUCUGAGGCAUUGACCAUGCAAAGCUAUAAAUGUUAAAUGAAUUCUAACAGCAGCCGGUAACGAAUGAAGAGACUAAAUCAGGAGUCAAGCUCGUUAUUCUGGUGGCUUCGGUUUGCUUUUCUCACUGAAUGGUGAGGACGGCUGGAUGUGGGGACAACGGAUCGCAACGCGUCGCGUUGAAUAUGUCAACCUGCAGGAUGAUCGAUGGGCUCGAGUUCUCUGAAUCAAUAAAUCCGUCAAAAUAUUCAUGGCAAACGUAAAAAGAUCAAAACUACAUAUGUGAAAAUGUUAUGUGGAGCCACUAGUUUUCAGCUGAGGUGAGCCAGAGGUCAUGGAACUGUUUCCUAUAUGACUUUAGAAGAAAAAUGUUAUAUAUAUAGAAUUUUUUCAGCAACAAGGCAACUCAAAGUGCAGUAAAUCUGUAAAAUGUAAAGACUGGAAAGGACGGCCUGCAUGUUUACAUAUUUGUGGCUGAACACUGGAUGGUGCAAUGUUUACAGUUUUACUAAAGAAUAAACUGUUAUAGUUACCACAAUGAGAUGAGAUAAUAACCAUAACUAAGUAAGAUAUUUGACCCCAGGUAUUUUGUCAUUGCCAAAACAUGUUAGUCAUCCAUCUGUUGUCUGUAGCCACUCAUCCUUGCAGGGCUCUGAAGGGGCUGGUGUCUCCAAUAGUCACUGGGUGAGAGGCAGGGUACACCAGUCCACCACAGAAUGGACAACCAUGUACACACAGUCACACCUCAGGGCAGUUUAGAGAAACAAAUUAACAGAUUAUUCUCCCACAGCUCAAGAGGAAGCCAGAAAACCCACCAUGUCCAGGGAGAACAUGCAAGCUCCAUGCAGAAAGAUCUCAGACUGGGAUUUGAACCCAGGAUCUUCCUACUGCAAAGCAACAGUGCUACCAACUGCGUCACCGUGGCGCUCCUAGUUAUACAGUCAGACAAACUUUAUUAUUUUUCUGCAAACUGACAUUAGUAAUCCACGACACAUCUGAGGUUCUACGAUACUUUUUGACACUUCAGCGAAUGCCAAGAAGCACUAUGGAGACCAAAGUCUUAAUACAAUACAGGACAAAAUAUUUCAGUUGGUAUGUUGUUUCAAAAAGAUGAAAAGAAAGAAAAUAUCUUAGCCAGAUUCAGAUUUUGCAUUUUACUCAGAUGUCAAUAUUUGUGAGUCCAAAGUAAAACCAAUAAAAAAACAAGAGUAUGAAUCUGAAAUUCCAAGUGGAAAAAUUGAGGUUCUUCAGCAAAAUGAACCUUAAAAUCAGUCUAUUUAAACUUUUCUUGUGUCUCUUUACAUUUUCCACACACAUUCAGUACUAUAAUGCAUCCUCUAAUGAGCACAUUCCCAAACUGCAAAGAUAUACGGUGUUAUUAGCUAUUGCUAAUAGUAGCAGUCUUGUCUGAGCACAGCAAUUAUAAUUUGAUUUCCGACUAGCAGCUGGUACUGGGUUUAUUUGGAUUUGGCGUCAUUCCCAGAUCCAUGUUCCUACUUUAUGGGGGAAAUAAGUUGACACUAGCAAUUGUUCUCUGUUCACUGUGGACUGCAUCAGCUUACACUAGAUUUAAAAAAUAUAUCACUAAAAAUAUAUCACUUCUGUACCCCUGAAUGCACUGAAGCCGGUACGACCGGAGCUACGUGCUCCACAGCCUGGAAACCAUUGUAACCACUCAUUUCUCACCCAGUCAUGUUUUCAGCAGGUCAAAAAUGUGAAGUGCAGUUAAGAGGCUUUGAUCUGAUAAACCGCUCAGGCGUUUGACCUUUAUACUCUGCUUUUCACACAGUUGAUUUUCUGCCACCUUAGUCAGUUUAAAAUAUCCCAAAGUGACGGGGAGAGUUUAGUAAUUGAUUCGGCUCGUCACGUGGCCUGUUCGAUGCCAGCCCGGCGUCCCAGAGCCACUCAGCGGCCGUGAAACGCACAGAGAUGUCAAGAUUUGAUUGUCAGGUAAUCAUACAGUAAAACAGCCGUUUGUCAACUGCAGCUCGCUGCUUUUAGUUAGUCUUAAACAGUGGUAGCUCAAAUCUUAUGUCAAUAAAUAUGCUGCCAAUCUUGUUUUCACUGAAACAUCAUUUUAAUGACAAUUAUCUCUGCUAUAAGUCAUGAAGGAGCUUGUUUUUGAUGUUGUGCUUUGCAUUUCAUUAAGGCCGUUUUCCAUCAGGUCUCCUUCAAUGAUCCGUGUACAUUGCUGCAUGUUGACAGCUGAAGGAAAAGCAGUUACUCCCACACUUCUGUCCACUUUUUCUUUUUCUUUCCACUUUUUCUUUUUCUCCCCUCCCAUCCUCUGACAUUUUCUCCCACUCCUCUCAAGUCGAACAUCUGGCAAAGAUUGCUUUGGGGCAUCAGCGGUAGCAACUAUCCGUCUCACCGACUAUAGAUUAUUCUGGUGCAAACAAACAAAGCAAACAAUAAUACGCAUUAAAAUUCAUCUGGCAGAACCGGCAGUGGGUGGGGACGCUGCUCGCGCUUGAUAAAAUAAGAUGAGUAGAAUUGCGGGCGCACGCUGUUUGGUGUCCAGUCUGCCUUCCCCACCACAGGCCGUCACACAGGAACCCGCCUUCUCACAGGGCAGGGCGCCACCCGGCAGAGCAGCUCACGAACCGUGUUGGUUCAAAAACUUCUUGAGGUUCGGAGUGCAGGAAAACAUGCAUGAACAGGAAUGAAACGCACUCCAGAAGAUGUUUUAGAAAACUAAUGUUCUCUCUGAACAUGGGUCUCAUUUAUUACUGUGAUGAACUGUGUACAUUAGAAAAGAUCAAAGCUGUUAUUAGAUGUAUUUUUGUAGCGAAUCCUCAGUUGAAUGAGGCCGUUUUUGUAUCAUGUACUCCUAUUUUAGCUAGUAAAUGAGCCGCACGCUAACAUCAUUUGUCCUCUUGUUCAUGCCGUUGUACAUAUUUAAGUUCUUGUCAAGUAAAUUAUGCAUUAAAAAAUAGCAUUAUUUUCUAAUUUUGUGAAAUAGAAAUGUCUCAAAAUCUGUCAAAUAUUUACCAGUUUUUGGGUUUGUUAUGGAAUAUCAUCAAAAUUGUACACAAAUGUCCCUGUUACUAUAAUAGAGCUAGUGAAUCUAGUCUGGCAGUUUGAAUAAAUCUGUAAGACUUGACAUCAGAA
Messenger RNA from Poecilia reticulata (guppy), 13350 nucleotides. RefSeq lists its product as uncharacterized. Gene Ontology annotation, cellular component: nucleus. The record is from RefSeq and is a predicted model, not a curated record. Lineage: Eukaryota; Metazoa; Chordata; Actinopteri; Cyprinodontiformes; Poeciliidae.